This is a messenger RNA of Aspergillus melleus, 1725 nucleotides long. RefSeq names its product methionine--tRNA ligase MSM1 (gene MSM1). Gene Ontology annotation, biological process: methionyl-tRNA aminoacylation. The record is from RefSeq and is a predicted model, not a curated record. Lineage: Eukaryota; Fungi; Ascomycota; Eurotiomycetes; Eurotiales; Aspergillaceae. The transcript is spliced from 8 exons. Gene Ontology annotation, molecular function: methionine-tRNA ligase activity; ATP binding. The coding region runs from base 1 to 1725 and encodes 574 amino acids.
AUGGCUCUCCCCAGGGAUCGCUUUCGUGCUCUCUCCUGGGCUAGCCAGUUUCUGGCCUACCGACGGCCAUCCUGGAAAUGCGCUUCCUGCAGGACACCCCGAAUAACCUCCGCGGCCCUUCCGCGCAGAUUCGCGACAUCAGCGUCUGAAGGCACAAAGAAGCCUUACUAUGUGACAACCCCUAUUUUCUAUGUCAAUGCAGCGCCCCAUGUCGGUCAUCUAUACACUAUGGUUAUCGGAGAUGUGGUGAAGAGGUGGCGGACACUGAAUGGGGAACAUGACGCCCAAUUCUUGACGGGAACGGACGAACACGGGAUGAAGAUUCAACAAGCUGCACUCGCCGCGGAUAUGGAUACCCAAGCUUUCUGCGACAUGAACUACAAAACAUUCGAGGCGUUGGCAAAAUCGGCGAACCUAGAUAACAACUAUUUCAUUCGAACGACCGAGCCGGCGCAUAAGGAGGCUGUUCAGUAUUUCUGGGAAAUGUUGAGCCACAGGGGUUAUAUUUACACCGCAAAGCACGAAGGCUGGUACUCCGUCAGCGAUGAAACAUUUUACCCCCCAUCUCAGGUGCAGAAUUCUUUGGAUCCAACCACUGGACGGAAAAGAAUGGUGUCAGUCGAAACCGGAAAAGAAGUGGAGUGGUCCUCGGAAACAAACUAUCACUUCCGCCUCUCUGCCUUUCAAGAGCGCCUGUUGGACCUAUACAAGUCGGACUUCAUCACUCCUUCAAACUACGCUACGGAUGUGGUCCGAUCGGUUUCUUCAGGUCUCCAAGAUCUGUCGAUUUCUAGACCUAAGGAGCGCUUGAAUUGGGGCAUCCCCGUUCCUGGAGAUGAGACGCAAACAAUCUAUGUCUGGCUUGAUGCGCUGAUCAACUACCUGACCAAGGCGGGAUAUCCAUUCCCUCCCGGUCAAGAGGGCCGACUUGGAUGGCCAGCAAAUGUCCACGUUGUGGGCAAGGACAUUGUUCGAUUCCACUGCGUGUAUUGGCCCGCCUUCCUGAUGGCACUGGAUCUCCCUCUGCCGCACAAUGUCCUCGUUCACGGACAUUGGACCAUGAAUCAUGAAAAGAUGUCGAAGUCCACGGGAAAUGUAGUGAACCCGUUUUUCGCUAUCGACCGGUUCGGCGUGGACACCAUGCGUUUCUUCCUUGCCUACCAAGGCGGCUUCGCGGGAGAUUCCGACUACGACAAUCAGUACAUUAUCCGUGAUUACAAGAAAGUACUGCAAUGGGGCAUCGGGAAUCUGGCGUCGCGACUAGCAGGGUCCUCCAAAGGGAAACUCCGAACCCACAUCGUUAACGGGACGUCCGACAGCCUUCCGCCAGCUAGUCAGGAUGAUCUCGCGUAUCAGAAACUGAUUGAGGAAACGCCUCUCAAGGUGGCAGAACAAAUGGAGAAACUCAACCCGCGUGCAGCUCUACACGAGAUCAUAAACUUGAUUGAACAGGCCAAUAAAUAUUUCCAUGCAUCGGAACCCUGGAAAGGCGCUGAAAAUGCCCCUCGCUGUCUGUACCUCGUUUCCGAGUCGCUACGAAUCACUGGCAUCCUGCUGCAACCAUACAUGCCCACCAAGGCCAGGGAGCUUCUAGACUACCUCUGUGUAGACAGCACGGAUCCCUCGAGCCGGAUGUUCUCGGCGGCAAAAUUAAAUUCAGAUCCCAAUUAUGGAGAAGGCGUCCGCAAGACGGUCCUAUUCCCCCCUCUUAUCUCUGAGGAGUAA